Candoia aspera is the source of this 8592-nucleotide messenger RNA. RefSeq names its product SEC16 homolog A, endoplasmic reticulum export factor (gene SEC16A). The coding region runs from base 163 to 7203 and encodes 2346 amino acids. Gene Ontology annotation, biological process: Golgi organization; autophagy; COPII vesicle coat assembly. Gene Ontology annotation, cellular component: endoplasmic reticulum exit site; ER to Golgi transport vesicle membrane. NCBI's taxonomy places the organism in Eukaryota, Metazoa, Chordata, Lepidosauria, Squamata, Candoiidae. The record is from RefSeq and is a predicted model, not a curated record. The transcript has 32 exons.
GGCGGCUGGGGCUGCUGCUGUGGUUGUGGCGACGGAAGGAAGCGGCGCCGGCGGUUGCGCAUGCUGAGGGAGCCGCAGCAGCUUGGGUGUAUGAAGACACGCCAGCCCCACUGCAUCUGCUGGUCCUCCUCAGGUGACAAGUGACUUGGCUCCACUUUUGUCAUGCAGCCCCCUCCGCAGACAGCCCCCAUGGGGGUCGGAGGCCCUCCUCCUCUCGCUCCCCCCUGGAAUAUGCAUUGGCGAAAUGGCCCAUACGGCAGGCGAGCGAACGCACCCACCUCUGCGGCAGCGGCGGCUGGGCCUGUGCAGCCGGUGACAGACCCCUUUGCCUUUGGCAAGCAAGCCCCACAGGCUUCCCCACUGAGCAGUGCACCCAAGGGAGAUCCAGCCCUUGCACACGGCUCUUCCCCAGUGGCUUUUCCUUCACCUGCUGUUCCCCUUCCUCUUCAUCUGUCCUCCUGGGACACUUCUCACGGACCGACUCCGUCCUCAGCCUCAGCCUCUCAGCCGGGAGCCAGCAGCACCUUUUCCAUUCCAACAGCCUCCUCGUCAUCUUUCCCCGAAGGGGUGACCAACAGCACUGAAAUGCAUCAAAACGUAGAGCACAGCCCUCGCCACACGGCGGAACAGCCUCGGUCCAUGAGAAUCUCCCUUGAAAAUUCUGUCCUGGACAGGCCGUCAGGGGGGCCUGAUGUGAGUAGGAAUCCAGGCCACCCCGGUGCGGUCCCCGUGCCAUUGCCUGCCUUCUCCCACCUUCAGUGGAUGUCUCCCCAAAGCCCUGCUUAUUUGCCUUACCCAGAGCCUCUGUCCCGAAACGCCUUUGGUAGUGCUGCGCAUUCCAGUGUCGCUGUUUCCCAGUCGGGCCCCCAGGUGGAUCCCCACCCAGCUCCUCCUCAGCAGCCUGUGCUCCCCAGUGCCACCCAGGCACCCCUGGCACUUGCCGAGGCAUCCAGCAUGACCCUCCCUCCCAGCGGUGCUUGGCAGAACCCAGGGGGCACAAGUCCUUGGGCUGGCCAGCUCCCCCAAGAACACUUUUACUUGCAGCCCCUGGAAGUGACUUAUCCCUCGGGCCACCCCACUUCUCAGGAAAACAGCCCCUCCGGCCAUGCCCGAGGGGUGACUGAGGCAGGAAGUGGGCCGUGCCCAUCCGAGGCAGAUUCAGGGACAAUUUCAAUGUUCUUCAAGGGAGAUGAAGCCGAGAACGAAGAAAUACUUUCAUCAGAAAAAAAUGACCAGGCUGCCAAAGCAGAUGUGGACGCUUUCCAGCAGACUAUGGGACACACCUACUACCAGCCUUUGCACGCCCACCAAGCACCCCCGGCUCAUUUUUCGCCAGCCCAGGCAAAUGCAGCCGUGGCAGCAGAGGCAGCACCAAAGGACGUGGACGCCCAGCGAUUCUUUAGAGCGGCAGCCACUCAGCAGGCUGGUGAGAAGGCGCCCUUCCUCAGUGAGGACAGAGCCAGCCUCGUUCAACAGCAAGCAGGAAGCCAUUCUGCCAGCGUGGCGUAUGAAAGCGUUGAAAACCAGGAGUGCGUUCAGAAUCAGGAAGUUUUGCCGAGGGAGCCAUCGUCUCAGAACCGCUCAUCCCCGGGGGCAGCUUCGGAUUCCAGCCGGUAUGCCUCUCUGGCCCCGCUGCUUCCGAAGAGCCACGUCGGGAGCCAUAUGGAAGGAGGGCCCAACAUAGAGGCCCCCAGCGCGUUCCCACGGCCCGUCCGGCCCGACAGCGUCUCCUCUAACUAUAGCAACCUGAGCCACCGGAGCGCGCCCAGCGCUGCCCGGCCUCAGGAGCUGGGGACGUUCAUCCAGCAGGAAAGCGGGAGGCCCGAACAAGAGGCUUCUCGGGGCUUUUUCAAGCAGAUCGACUCCUCUCCACUGGGGACAGAUGUGUGGGAGCAGGAGCCCGGCCAGAAUUACCGCAGCCCCCUCUCCCUAGCACCAACACCCAGCCCCCCAAAGCCCACGGGAGUGUUUCAGACCAGUGCCAACAGCUCCUUUGAGCCAGUGAGGGCCCACAGCCUGGGCGUGAAGCCUGCGGAGGCCGAUCAGGCGAAGAUGGUGGCCGAGCUGAGAGGGGAUCAUCCAAACCGAAGGAGUACUGAAAGGAGCCCUGCGGUCUCUGUGGCCUCCCCAGGGAAUCUUGAGCAGCCUCCUGACAACCUGGAAAUGCUCUUCCUGCCCCCGCCCCACCCACUGCCUCUCCCCCUCGUGGGCAGCAGCGGAAGCCCCCGGCAGCCUGCCAGCGGGCCAGGGGUGGGGCAGGGACCCCUGGCGCCUGAGAAGAGGCCGACCACCAGAGCUCAGGGAAUGGCGAAGAAGUGCGAGAGCCCGGCCACAACCCUUUGGGCGCACAACGAGUUGCCCAGUUUUGGGAGCAACGUGCUCCUUGCCCCAGCCGCUCCUGCGGUGCACGUCCCGGCCAAGCAGCCCACACAGGUGGUUCAGCCCCCGGAGGAAGCGUUGCUAAGGAAGCCAGGUUCCCAGGCUGGAAGCCUCCCGUCUGAAAAUUUGGAAAACCCUCCCAAGCUGGGGGACGAAGACGCCCUUUGCUCUCAGGGAAGUUUGGGUUAUGCCAGCCUCCUUUCCUCUCCCCCGACAGAGACGCUGCAGAACCAGCCCAUCUUGCUUGCCCAGCCCAGUCAGCUGGGCCAGCCUGAGAAGAGCCAUUCAGCAAAGGACCCGGGGGCUGGUGGGAAACCUUUGCUGGGGAAGAACAGCAGCUGCAGCUUGUCUGGUGAAAACACACCUGGUGUUUUAGUUCACCCAAAUACCAGUUUCUUCCACAGCCCACUUAGCACCGCUGAAACCGCUGCCCCCAAAUCACUGAUUCAGCCCGUUUCUCACGUCCCGCUCACCUUGGCUGCAGAAGGCCCGCAGCUCCCCGCUGCAGAAGGGCUGCCUUUGGAAAGCAGCAGCAAGCCUCAGGCCAGCGUUCCUCUCUCCCACGUAGGUGCUGCGAUUCCCACCGUCGGGUCCAACAGCAGCCUUCCCGGUCGGUCUCAGAACGCUUCAAAUAGCCAAGAGUUUUCCAAAGCUCUGGGUUUUGCAGGAGCAAAGUCUCAGGAGCAAAGCAGGGCAGGAGUUGGUCCUCAAGGGCUCAGCCAGUCACUUUUGGGCAGCCAGAUGCUUCCUCUGCCCCACGGACUUGCUGGCCCUGGGGAGCCCUGGGCUCGUGGCCCGCAGCAGUUCUAUCAGCAGGUAACAAAGGACGUGGAGCCCGUGGAGCCCUCAGAUCAAGGCAUGCCCUUGGAGCUGGCAGUGCCAGCCGCCGCCGCUGCAGCCUCACCACCACCAGCUUCUCGGCACUCUUCCGUUCCUCUCAACCUCCAGGUGCCUCCUGGAAACAAUCCUGCUCAGGUGCUGAGUCCGAAGCCUUGCCCCAGCGGUCCCUUGGAAGGGAGUUCGGCCCUGCCUCUGGCCGGCCAUCCUCAGGCGAGCGCUGACUUCAGGCAGAGUCCUGGCAUCACCCCAGGUGUCGGCCCUCCUCCUGGGUCAACCGCCGUGAGUGGUGGCCAGCCCGCUCGCCCCCCUUCGCGCCACGAGGAGCAGUACCCGUCGUCUUCGCAGAACCCCCAGAACGCCUAUGGCCCGCCGCCCGACUCCUACUACUACUACCGGCACCCGUACAACAGCUACCCCUACCCUCCAGUGGAUCCUAGGGCUGCUCACCUUUACUACCAGGAUGUAUACGGCCAGUACAACCCUUCUUACGGCCAGUACGACAACACAGCUGCCUAUCGAGACACUGGGAAUUACUGGUACCCGGAGCCCGAGCGCCCCAGUUCAAGAGCGAGCCACAGUUCAGAGAGGCCGCCCUCAAGACAAGGUUAUCCUGAUGAUUGUUACAACACCAAAAGUGGAUGGAAUGGCUACUAUGGAGACUAUUACACAAAUCCGUAUGAUAAUGGAGAUCGUUACCCAUCAACUUACGAUGCCAGGUUCCGAGAUCCUCGGCUUUAUGACCAGAGGUAUUGGUACAACACGGACCCCAACCUUUACCCAAAGAGAGAACCCUAUGCACAUGGAAACAGUCAUGACCGGUAUGAAGAUCAUUGGCGAUACGACCCUCGUUUUGUUAGCAGCUUUGAUGAAGACUCGGAGCCGCGCAGGGAUCCGUACGGGGAUGACAGUGACUGGCGCAGUGUCCACAGUGAGCAUUCGGGACACAGUCUGCGCAGCUCCCGCAGCCGCCAGAGCAGCUUCAGCUCCCGUUCCCAGCAAAGCCAGAGGUAUCGAAGCAAUCACGACUUGACAGUCACUGCCUAUGAUGCUGACCAUCAGCCAGCCUCACUCGGUGUAGACUAUUCCUCUGGGGUGUACUACGCCAACCAGACACCUUUGAACGAUUAUAAUCACUUAGCCCAAAGUGCUUGGGCAGGUGUAGAACAAGUCCCUUCCAGACCUCUGACCCCUGAGAAAUUUCCGGUACAACACAUGUGUGCAAAAUUUGGGCCUGGGGGUCACCUGAUAAAAGUGCUACCCAACCUGCCCUCCGAAGGCCAGCCAGCCUUGGUCGAGAUCCACAGCAUGGAGAUGGUCAUGCAACACUCUUCGGAGCAAGAGGAGAUGAGAGCUUUCCCCGGCCCUCUCACCAAAGAUGAUACCCAUAAAGUGGAUGUUAUUAAUUUUGCCCAGAACAAAGCCACCCGCUGCUCUCAGAACGAUGCUCUGAUUGACAGGGAAUCUGCUCGGCUUCUCUGGGACUUUGUCGUUCUCCUGUGCAGGCAAAAUGGGACAGUGGUGGGCACAGACCUUGCUGAGCUUCUGCUGCAGGACCAUAAGACAGUGUGGCUGCCCGGGAAGUCACCCAACGAAGCCAACUUGAUUGACUUCACCAACGAGGCUCUGGAGCAGGUGGUGGAAGAAUCCGGGGAAGCUCAGUUGUCUUUCCUGACAGACAGCCUCGUUGCCACCAUCGACAGCCUUGAGAAGGAAACAGAACGCUUCCGAGAGCUGCUGCUUUAUGGGCGCAAAAAGGACGCUCUGGAAUCUGCCAUGAAACGUGGGCUUUGGGGCCACGCGUUGUUGCUUGCCAGUAAAAUGGAUAGCAGGACACAUGCCAGAGUGAUGACCAGAUUCGCCAACAGCCUCCCGAUAAACGAUCCGCUGCAGACGGUUUACCAGCUGAUGUCUGGCAGAAUGCCAGCGGCGUCUACGUGUUGUGGAGAUGAGAAGUGGGGAGACUGGAGGCCUCACCUGGCAAUGGUCCUGUCCAAUUUGACUAAUAACAUGGACGUGGAGUCAAGGACGAUCAUCACCAUGGGUGACACACUGGCUUCCAAAGGCCUCUUGGAUGCUGCUCACUUCUGCUACCUGAUGGCUCAAGUUGGCUUUGGCGUCUACACGAAGAAGACCACCAAGCUGGUGCUGAUCGGCGCAAACCACAGCUUGCCUUUUAUGAAGUUUGCCAGCAGCGAGGCUAUUCAGCGGACAGAGGCCUACGAAUACGCGCAGUCCCUGGGGACUCAGCCAUGCUCUCUGCCCAACUUCCAGGUUUUUAAGUUCAUCUACACUUGCCGGCUGGCUGAGAUGGGACUAACCGCACAAGCAUUUCAUUACUGCGAAGUGAUUUCCAAAGCCAUCCUUAAAAAUCCCGGUUACUAUUCACCAGUUCUUAUCAGCCAGGUGAUCCAGAUUUCCUCCCAAUUGCGGCUUUCUGACCCUCAGAUAAAAGAAAAGCCUGAGCAGGAAUUAUUUAUUGAGCCUAACUGGCUAAUUCAGCUUCGAUACUUAGAUGGGCAGAUUAAGGAGGGCUCCUUUGGGUACAGCGCAGGGCGCUUCACGCCCCAGCAGUAUGCCUCCAGCACGCCGAGCUCCGAGCCCGACCACACCAGUCAGAAUGAGGGCCUGGGGGGUGGCCCAGAACUGAACUCCAGCAACCCGCUGUUGGCCUCCCUGCUGCCCAGCAUGGUCCACCCCGUGCAGAGUGUCCAGCUGAUGCCUUCAGCUCCUCCGACCGUUCUGGAUGGCUCAGGAACUCUGGCGCCGCCUUCCCAGCAGGAGCCUGCCAGCACUGUCCCGUUCUACCCCGUGGUAUCUUCCUCUGGGGGCCCAGGACCCAGCUUCCUGUGCCCCUCCGGAGCCGAGCAGAACCCCAUGUACUUGGGGCCGACGAUGCUGCCAGCAGGCCCCCCUCAAGGUCCUGAGCUACAGCCACAGGAGCCAGCCCAGCACGAAGCAGCCCCGGCUGAACCUCCUGCUUGGAAGGCAGUUCCAAAGUCCGGAGAGGAGGACUUCUAUGGGAAGAUGGCAAACAUGGGCCCAGGCCGACGAUCCAGAUCGACCUCCCAGUCUUCGGCCCACAUGGGCCUGGGGCGGCGGUCUCGGACCACCUCGGAGUCUUCUGUGCAUUCUGUUGGCCGGGAGAGGCGAAAUUCUGCCGCGAAGCAGCCCUCUCCGCCCCCUCCCUCGAUCCCAGAAGGGAAGAAAACCCCAAAAGAAGCCAAGAAGGACCUGGCACCUCGGAAAAGUGGUGGCACUUGGUUUGGCUGGCUGAUGGGGAAAAACAAAAAUGAAGCUCAUCUUCCUGAUGAUAAGAACAAGUCGAUCGUUUGGGACGAAAAGAAACAGCGAUGGGUCAACUUAGACGAACCUGAAGAGGAGAGCAAACCCCCUCCGCCUCCUCCCACGGGAUUUCCUCAGGCUGUUCCCUCCGGACCAGCAGGGCCUCCCAGCGCCUCCGUCAACAUGUUCUCCAGAAGAGCAGUGGGAAGUAAAGCUCGCUACGUGGACAUCCUGAACACAAGCAAAGCCAAGUCCCCCGUUGCUGCCCCAGCUCCAGCCGACCUUUUUGCUCCCUUGGCCCCGAUGCCCAUCCCUGCAAACCUGUUUGUACCCAACUCAGUUCCUGAAGAGCAGACCCUGCUGGAGGGCGGAGUUGCACAAGAUCAGGUGGCACCAGGGAACAGUGCCAACCCUGAGUCAGCUGGAGAAGUUCCAUAUUUAAAUUCUGCCACAUUUCCACCUGGCACCGAGCUUCCUGCGUCUAACUCGGGAGACGCCCAGACUGGAGAGCUUUCGCGCUCUAGUUCAAUGAGUUCAUUAUCCCGUGAAGUCAGCCAGCAUUUAAAUCAGGCAUCUUCUGGAGAUCCUCCAACUGGCGCUGUCCAGUUCUACAAUCCUUCGCAGUUUGCACAGCCUGCUGCAGUUCCAGUUGGUUCACGGCUUGGCAGAAUUGGGCAGAGAAAAUACCCUACCUUAAAAUAGCAUCCAUUCAGUCUCUCAAUCGGGCCAUCACACAUGGAUUCCCAAAAGAUGUCAUGGGGUGCCAGUGCCCUUUCUCAAAUUGAGAAUCGAUUUGGGUGGCUUCUCCAUGGAGACUGUGGCCGAUGUUGAUUACCAAAUGCUCCUUGUUACCUAACAGGUGGCUGGAGUGGUCAAACUUCAGAGGGACUGGAGAGAUCAACCAACAGGAAUGCAGUUGUGGCUGUCUGAAAAAGGAGUCAAACCGAAGGCAAGGGGGUGGUCUUUUCCCCCCAGCUUUACUAAAAUCUGCUACUCCAUCUAUGGUGGACUUCUCCCGUGUCAUCUUUUAAUAUUACAGUUUGUGGCCUUACAGGGAUUGGAGCAUAGUUUUAAUGCAUAUAAACCACUACCUGGGUUUAUUGCUCAUCUGGCACAUUAAGAGAAUUGGCGGGGAUUUUCUUUUCCUAUUGACCUUCCCUCACCCCCAACUUUUGGGGAGGGAACUGUAGCUGAUCCAAAUAUGCAGACAGGUGUAUAAUGAAUAGGGGAAAGGAAAAACAAAACUGUGAUUUGUAAUCUAAGAUUUAAUUGGAAGUGGAUUUUCUUUAGUGUGUAUGUAGUUUGUGUCUUAGGCUCCUUGUAAAGCAAACCGUAGAGUCAGAGCAGAAGCUCUUUGUAUAGCGUUUCACAGUGUUCUCUUUCUGAUAAUUCCUCUUGAAGUGCAAUAUGGCUCCUUUCUGAAACCCAGAACCCUCAAAUAACACCGUAACAGCUCAAAAGGGCUUAGUGUUCUAUUUUUUAAGCGUAGCGUGGAAGUUUUCAUUCUUCUGUCUCGGACCUCCUCCAUUACCAACUGGCUGAGUUCAUCAUUGGCUGACUAUCACUUCUUUACUAAUUGAAUUAGCAAGCCUCUCCAACGGAGAUAUGAAGCAGGUUUCAGGUGGAGUUGCAGGAAAUCCUCAAAGCUAUCAGAGGUUUUGCCAAGAUCUGUGUAAGCCUGAACAGUGACAAGAGGGAACUAAAUGUUGGUGCAGUGGUUGAUAAAGCCAGUUCAGAAGACCAAUGCUGGUUCAAGGAAUGCAGGGGUAUUUUUAAAUGUUGAUGCUUGGCUCCGUGGCUUAAUUAUACAUAUCUGGGUUCUGGAGAACCUUAAACAUGUUUCCAAGGAUUGCUGUGGGUGAAGAGUUGUAAAGAAGGCAGAACUUGUCUCAACCGCUGGUUGGCCUUUCAUCUAAUCGUCUUGAAUGUCUGGUUUGUCCCUUUAGACCUCUGUCUCUCUUGAGUUUCUCCAUGUCAAUGACCACCAAGCAUUUUUCACUUCCAGGUUUCCUCCUCCCAGAGAGCCACUCUCUGUCAUAAAUGUUAGAAUUGACACUGUACAUUCUUAAAUAAAAUAUUUUGCGCUCUGGA